AAGGCGCUGAGUGGUAAACACGGUACCGGAUUACACUGGAACGGCUCGUCUCUGUAACACAGAAGCAAUGCGGACUAAAACUAAAUCAAACAGAAGCUCGCCUCAUCUAUGGCAUGUAAAGUGAACACUGCUUAGAACAGACCGCUUUAAUAGUGGUGUUCUUACGGUCUCGGUGCUUUAUCAAACGUGUACAGUUACUUGAAACCGUAAGAAAUCCAGGCCGGGAUUUUGAAUACUUGAACGCAAGCAGUUCUGGGCUCUGAAAAAGGACAUUUUCAAGUUACAGCCGGUCAGAGCGAGCCUUGUGGAAAGGGGGUGUGUUGAAAUUUGGCAGAGGUACGUGCGCAGCGUUCAUUGAAAGUUUUCCCUCUGUAUUCGUGUCUUAUCUGUAUGCUUCUCAAUCAAGACUGCGUUGUUUGGUGCCACUGAGCUUCCUGUUCGUUGUUUGAAUAGCGCCGCUAUACAAGAAGAUACAAGGUGCUUGGAACAGAAAAUGGUACCGAAGACCAGACUUGGGAAACGGUCCCCACUGGGCACCCUGGUGUGUGGUUCCUCAGCGGAGGGCCUGACAGAGACGGGACCCCAUGGAUGCCCGGACAGUGGGCUUCACAGAAGCAAGCUUUACCCGGGACAGAGGGUGUAUGUGCACUGUGGCGGCCAAGAAUGUGGAGGUGUGGUCGAACAGCAUAACCACGUGGACAAUGAAGUGUCUAUUUUCCUGCCGCAGCUCAACCAGCAUGUUCAUCGCAAGCUGGAAGACGUGUGGAUCAGCCCCACGUCCAGCUCUACCUCCGCAGUCUCCUCCUCCAUUGAUGUGCCCAGAAGGAGUCCAGAGUCAGUGGACAUGGAUGAGAUUAUGGCUGCAAUGGUGCUUACAAGUCUGUCGUGCAGUCCAGUCAUCCAGCACUCGGCUCUGGGGAGCGCAACUCAAGCUUUGUGUGGAAUGGAAAAUGGUGGUGGCGAACUGUCUGAUGGUGGAUAUUGGAGCUGCGACCAUGGAAACGGAAGCCCUGCCCCAUCCCCGCCCAUCGCAGAGACGGACAAGAGCGCCCCUCUCGUCGAUGAAGGCCUGGACAUGGAACUGGACCAAAUGUUAUUCAACGAGCCAACACCAAGGAAACGCAAGAACUCGGUAAAAGUUGCAUAUCGGUGCUUGUGGCCAAAUUGUGGAAAAAUACUGACCACAGUAGUGGGCAUCAAACGUCACAUUCGAAAUUCUCAUCUUGGACAAAGUGAAGAGCACUCCCAAAGGGAAGAAGACUUCUACUACACUGAAGUCUAUCAGGACUUGGAACAGACCACUCCCUCUGGUGGCCACCGGCCUUCCUGUACUUCUCCAUCCAGUCCUAGCCGGCUCACGCCCCCAUCUCCCUCCACCCCGGACAUGCUCCAUCCCAGCCCACUCAGCCAGUCCGCCCCGGGCAGCUUCUGGCAGGUCCAUUCUGAGCACUCUUACCAGGCUCCUCCACCCGUUCAGGUUGUGACUCAGAGCAAACCAGUGUCUGUUCCUGUGUCCUGUCAUUGGACUCCAUCUCUUACAGUUCACCAGAGCAAACAGGGCUUACCAUUCCGCCGUCGUUCUGUUAGUGUUGGUGAACAGUGGCUCCAAAAUAACAAUGCCACCUUCAGGCCACAUCCUGCCAGUGUUUCACCUCCAAGAAACCAUUGCACUUCAAGGAGGAUUCGGGGUGAAGCCAAGAAAUGCCGAAAGGUAUACGGCAUUGAACACCGAGACCAGUGGUGCACCGCCUGCCGCUGGAAAAAGGCCUGUCAGAGAUUCCUCGACUGAAUCCUUCUUUAGACUGAUGGAAACCGAACACUAACCUUACAGAGACCCACAAGAGGACAUCUUGCCUGGAACUUUGGUUGGAAGAAACCAAAAGAGCACCUUUUUGACUUUAAACGUUUUCUACUUUUUAUCGCGAUUAUGUGUUUUUUCAAAAAUGCUUUAAGGAAUCAUGUUGGUGCUGGAAGAAUGAUAAAGCAAAAAGGACAGCCUCUGCCCCACAAACUCCUGCAGUCUUCCUACGUCUUAUAUCAAGAACCGAUGAAGUCUGAUGUUCUUUUACAAGCAGUAUGUUCUUAUACAACAGCAGCAGCCAUAUACUUUUUGUUUAAUGUGGUGUAAACAUUGUCGUCAUCAGACAUGGAUGGAAAGUGUACUUAUCAUUCCAACUAAAUUGCUGAUAUGAGACAAGAGCUCUUUACCGUGGUCCAUUGCUUUCAGGGGCAUAGUUGGCAGCUUAUGGUUAAUUGUAGAUAAACAAGAAAGCGGAAUAAAUGUUUUAAUAGCAUAUAACGUAUAUGUUCAUGUAAGCCAUGUUUACCUGUUUUUUCUUCAAUUUCCGGUGCAAAAUUUUGUAAAACAAACUUUUGAAAAGGAAAAAGGAAGACAAAAGGAUUUUGUAUUACGAUUUUGAUAUCUGCGACGUGUUAAAUCGUAUGUUAUGUCAUUAUCAGUGUAUUUCUGUGUCACAGGUUAUACUUCUGUGGAAUGAAAUGAUUCACUUUCCUGUCACAUCAAUAUUAAGGAAUUAUCUGUGUAAACAUGCAUGAUCUGCUGCAGUUAUUUGUUUACUUUUUGCGCUUUUGCCCCAAUCUGCUCACUGGCUGUUCAUCUGUUUGGAUUGUGUUAUUGCCAAAGAGAAUCUCAGCAAGAUAAUACGUCAUAUACAUCUCUGCAAAAUAAUGUGAAAUGAAUCUGUUGACCAUUUAUGAGAACCUUGUAACUGUUUGAUUGGUUCAUGCUCUUAAUACUGGGUCCAAAUAUUUUCUUACUUUGUAUAACACUUCUAUACGUCAUCUUUUUUAGGCGUAGCUAAACAUCUUUUGCAAAGCUUGAUGCUUUGACAACAUAAAACUGAAUGUACCUUACCCUGAAGAUCUCUGUAAAUCUUUACGGAUUUCCGACAGUCACGGUCAUAGCUCUUUAAGGACAUCCUAGUCUGAGAGACAUUCGAUGAGCCUCAUGGAAAACAAUCUUUUUGUACAUUUUUGUAGAGUACUUCCAAAGUAUUUUCUUUCAUGAAAAGUCAAGAACUGUUUGAGGUCUGUUCAAGAUAAAAGUAUAAUUUCUUUUCAUGAAACUUAUGUUGCUUCAAGCCUUUUUAAAUAAACUUUUGUGCAAACAAGUACGACAGCAA
Onychostoma macrolepis is the source of this 3143-nucleotide messenger RNA. It is a transcript of the gene znf395a, whose product is annotated as zinc finger protein 395a. The record is from RefSeq and is a predicted model, not a curated record. The transcript has 10 exons. Gene Ontology annotation, molecular function: DNA-binding transcription factor activity; RNA polymerase II cis-regulatory region sequence-specific DNA binding. Gene Ontology annotation, cellular component: nucleus. NCBI's taxonomy places the organism in Eukaryota, Metazoa, Chordata, Actinopteri, Cypriniformes, Cyprinidae. Bases 494 to 1789 code for a protein of 431 amino acids. Gene Ontology annotation, biological process: regulation of transcription by RNA polymerase II.